This is a messenger RNA of Aspergillus mulundensis, 1002 nucleotides long. RefSeq names its product putative ubiquitin-conjugating enzyme. The transcript has 4 exons. NCBI's taxonomy places the organism in Eukaryota, Fungi, Ascomycota, Eurotiomycetes, Eurotiales, Aspergillaceae. The record is from RefSeq and is a predicted model, not a curated record. Bases 1 to 1002 code for a protein of 333 amino acids.
AUGUCGACGACGAGAUUGCCGAACAUUCCAUCUCUUCGGAGAUACCAAUUGAUUCAGGAGCAUGCGAGCCUGAAACAUGCAGCUCCCCCUGGAGUGUAUGUUAGCCUCAGUCCUGGUGAUCCGUCUCUCUGGUCCUGCGUGAUCUUCGUUCGCUCAGGCCCCUAUGCUUCUGCCAUUCUCCGAUUCCAGAUACGGUUUCCCCCGUCCUACCCCGAUCGACCACCGCUCGUGACAUUCGCUACGGACGUUUUUCAUCCUCUCAUUGUACCUCUCACCACAUAUACCUUCAGCACUGGCGUAUCGAAUGAAGACCCUGUCAGCGCGACGGAUGAGGAACGUUUACCCCCGGGAGGCUUCAGUCUAAGACACGCAUUUCCACAUUGGUUUGGGCGGACGAAACAUGUACCGACAUCAAGGACCGUGAGUUCAAAUGGCUCGAAUGAGGGGCUAGCAGAGACAACAGCUCUCAACAAUUCUUCUCAAGAGACCAAGGAUCCAAGACAACAUGAGGGCGACGAAGGGGAUAACGGAGACAACGGAGAUAAGGGCGAAGAGAGAGAAGAAGCAACGGCUGUUGACACUCCUCCGGCGGAAGUCCCUACUAAAAUGAGGUCAUCAGUCCCUGUCCUGGAGAUCUUGAACUACAUUCGCACCUCGUUCGACGAUGAGACUGUUCUCGAUUCUGUGCCGCUUGAGGCUGCGGGUAACCCAAGUGCAUGGCACGCAUGGAAAGCUCACCGAAAAGAUGCCAACAACAUCGCUGAAACAGAUAACUCCAAACGAGACAACCCCCAGGCGCGACUUCCGGGUGAUUGGCACUGGGAUGGCAUCUGGGCCAGGCGCGUUCAACAUGAAAUAGAAGCGAGUCAAUCGGAUGCGACGCUAUUUGGAAGCGCUUCCCGAGGGCCCGAUGAAAUGAUUCGCUUUCUUCAACUCGACGCUAACACGCUGGAGUCGAUCAAACAGAGGUUUAUUCCUCCCGUGCAGCAGGCGUCGGAAUAA